Messenger RNA from Huiozyma naganishii CBS 8797, 2913 nucleotides. RefSeq names its product Nma111p (gene NMA111). The coding region runs from base 1 to 2913 and encodes 970 amino acids. Gene Ontology annotation, molecular function: serine-type endopeptidase activity; protein binding. The transcript has a single exon. Lineage: Eukaryota; Fungi; Ascomycota; Saccharomycetes; Saccharomycetales; Saccharomycetaceae. The record is from RefSeq and is a predicted model, not a curated record. Gene Ontology annotation, biological process: proteolysis.
AUGACGGUUAUGAAGAGAGUAUUAUCAGAUAGGCCGGAGGCUGAACUCUCCCCAAAGAGACCUCACAGCGAUGUUGAGGACAUUGUUAUAGAUGGCAAUGGAAACAUUUGUGCGGAAUCAGAAAAUUACAUAAGAUGGCAAAAUACCAUCUCGAAAGUGGUGAAGUCUGUUGUAUCGAUCCACUUUGCACAAGUCACGCCGUUUGACUGCGACCCGGCACUAGUAUCUGAAGCGACGGGGUUCGUUGUGGACGCAAAGUUGGGCAUUAUCUUGACCAAUAGACAUGUCGUCGGCCCAGGUCCGUUCGUUGGCUACGUGGUAUUCGACAACCACGAGGAGUGUGAUGUCAUCCCGAUUUAUAGAGAUCCAGUUCACGAUUUUGGUUUCUUAAAAUUUGAUCCAAACCAGAUAAAGUACAGCGAUAUACAAGCUUUAGAGUUGAAACCAGAUCUGGCUAAAGUAGGAUGCGAAAUUAGAGUUGUCGGUAACGAUGCCGGUGAGAAGUUGAGUAUUCUUUCUGGGUUUAUCAGUAGAUUAGAUAGGAAUGCACCCGAUUAUGGUGAGUUGACGUACAACGAUUUUAACACGGAAUAUAUCCAGGCUGCAGCAUCUGCGUCUGGUGGGUCCAGUGGUUCGCCCGUUGUUACUAUAGAUGGGUACGCGACAGCUUUACAAGCAGGUGGUUCUACUGAAGCUUCGACGGAUUUCUUUUUACCGUUGAAUAGAAUUUUAAGAGCACUACAGUGCGUUCAAGCAGGUAAACCGAUCUCUAGAGGUACUAUCCAAGUACAGUGGUUGUUGAAACCUUAUGAUGAAUGUAGAAGGCUGGGGUUAACCUCUGAAAGCGAGGCAACAGCGAGACAAAUGUUCCCAGACAAAAUAGGUCUGUUGGUAGCAGAAAUUGUUUUGAAGAACGGUCCAGCCUAUACGCAGAUCAAGGAAGGGGAUAUUUUGAUAUCACUCAAUGAUCAAUUAAUAUCAUCAUUUGUUCAGGUCGAUGAUAUAUUUGAUAAUAGUGUUGAUGAGACUGUUGAGCUUGUCAUUCAACGUAGCGGGGUUGAUAUCAAUGUUACUAUUAAGAUACAGGAUUUGCAUUCCAUCACCCCAGAUCGUUACGUUGAGGUAUGUGGGGCAACAUUCAACGAUAUGUCCUAUCAAAUGGCAAGAUGUUACGCUUUGCCAGUGAAGGGUGUAUUUUUGAGUUGUGCAACGGGAUCGUUUAACUUUGAUUCUAAGGAAAAGGUGGGAUGGGUGAUAGAUGCAGUUAAUAACAAGGAAACCCCAGAUUUAGAUACCUUUAUCAAUGUGAUGAAGGAAAUACCAGAUCGCAAGCGUGUGACUAUAAAGUAUCAUCACAUGACAGACCACCACUCUCCAUUGGUAACAUCGAUAUACAUUGAUCGUCAUUGGUGUAGUGAGUUCAGGAUAUACGAGAGAAACGAUACUACUGGUUUGUGGGAUUAUAGGAACAUUUGCGAGCCAUUGCCCGCUGAGCCCUUGAAACCACAAAAAGCAAGGUUUAUUGAUAUCCCAACGGAAAAUGAGAGCCUACGUCAACUUUCCCACUCUUUAUGCAUUGUCAGCACAGUUUCACCUAUCCCAGUAGACUCUUUGCUUCCUGAGACUUUGAUGACGUCCGGUUUGAUUAUCGACAGUGACAAUGGCUACGUUAUUGUAUCGAGAAGAAUUGUGCCCCAUGACUGCCUAGACUGUUUUGUGACCAUUGCAGACUCUGUUGUUAUCCCAGCUAGUGUGGAAUUUUUGCAUCCAACCCAGAACUACGCGAUUGUGAAAUACGAUCCGUCUUUGGUGCUCGCAGAUACAGUCACCCCAAAGCUCUCCGAAAAGAAGGUUAAUCGUGGUGAUAAACUUCAGUUCAUUGGGCUAACGCAAAAUAAUAGAAUUGUUACGUCUGAAACUAUUGUUACAGAUAUUUCUUCGAUCAGUAUCCCAAGUAACUUGAUACCAAGAUACAGGGCCACCAAUUUAGAAGCAAUAUCGAUCGAUUGUAAUGUGAGCAAUAGGUGUAACUCCGGUAUUCUGACAGAUUCUGACGGUACGGUGAGAGCGUUGUGGUUAUCAUUCCUGGGUGAAAGACAAGAAAACAAAGAAAAAAUAUACUUGAUGGGUUUAGAUGUCGUCACAAUUAAAAACGUCCUGGACAUCAUGAAGACGGGCAAUAGACCACAGGUGAACAUUGUGGAUGCAGAGUUUGGUUCGAUCUCCAUUCUAAACGCAAGAAUUAGAGGUGUCCCAGAUGAGUGGAUCGAAAGAAUGGAGGAUGAGAGUGACAAUCGUUUACAGUUUAUGACUGUAUCCAGAGUCUCGUGUACGGAAGAUUCUGAAAAGCUUGAACCUGGUGAUGUUAUUCUUUCCGUUAAUGAAACCCUGGUCACGGAGAUGGGCCAACUGGAUGGUGUUACAGCACCUUGCACUGAAAUCAGCGAACCUCCGCUACUACAGUUCAAAGUUGUUCGAGACGGUUCCAUUGUCGAUUUGGGAAUCAAGACUGUCAAUGUCCAAGAGACUGAUAGAAUCAUUAUCUUUGCUGGCUGCAUUUUGCAAGAACCACACCAUGCAGUUGGUCAGGCCAUGAUUAAUAUGCCAAAGGGUGUUUACUGUGUCUUCAGGGGUGAAUCGUCGCCAGGCAUUCAAUACGGUAUCUCUUCCACCAACUUCAUUACACAUGUUAAUGAAGUCGAAACUCCAGAUUUGGACGCUUUCCUAAAGACUGUCAAAGAGAUCCCAGACAACAGCUACUGUAAAAUAAGAUUGAUGACAUAUGAUAAUGUUCCCUUUGCCAUAUCUUUGAAAACCAACUACCAUUAUUUCCCAACGGCAGAACUCAGAAGAGAUCAUGAGACGAGGAAAUGGAUUGAAAGUGAAUACAACCAUACAAAAAGUGUUGAUUAG